This is a messenger RNA of Actinia tenebrosa (Australian red waratah sea anemone), 3007 nucleotides long. Its product is annotated as neurocalcin homolog. NCBI's taxonomy places the organism in Eukaryota, Metazoa, Cnidaria, Anthozoa, Actiniaria, Actiniidae. The record is from RefSeq and is a predicted model, not a curated record. Gene Ontology annotation, molecular function: calcium ion binding.
UGAAGACGGCGGCUGAUAGAUGAAUAAGGGUCCAUUACAAUUGGUUUAUUCCACUGGUCUUUGACGUAUUUACCGAGCAGCUGUAGAACAAUGAGACCUAUUGAUCAUUUUGAUAAUUGAAUUUAGUCCUAGACAAUCCUACUUCGUGUGGGUAAAUAUACUGAGAGCAUAUAUAAGGACUUGUACAAAGGAUUUGCCUACUAAAGCCAAGGAAUUCUGCAGYACUGUACCUGAAAAACAAUCAGUUCUUUUGAAGAUAAGCGUGAGAAGUUGAGUCGUUAUGGGGAAAAAGCAGAGUAAGCUGGAUCCUCAGCUGCUUAACGAUCUUAUGAGACGCACUAAUUUUGACGAGAAGGAACUGAAAUCCUGGUACAAAGGUUUUCUCAAAGACUGCCCGAGUGGCUACCUUACUAAGGAACAGUUUAUCGAAAUGUACAAGAAAGUGUUUCGCCAAGGCGAUGCGACCAAGCUAGCCGCCUGUGUUUUUCGACGAUUCGACGUAAAUCAGGAUGGAAAAAUAGACUUCAGGGAAUUCAUGUGCUCUUUAUACGUUUCCACGCGCGGGACAAUGGAACAAAAGCUUCGAUGGGCCUUUAGCAUAUACGACAUCAAUGGAGAUGGUUUUAUCACUAAACAGGAAAUGUACCGGAUAGUUGAUGCUCUUUAUAAAUCUGCAGGCGACAACCCCAACACAAACCCAAGCCUUGUCUCUCAGUGGGACGAACUCACCCCAGAAGAACGUACUCUCAAAGUCUUUCGAACCUUUGAUACGAAUCGGGACGGACUGCUCUCUCUGGAAGAAUUCCUAGAGGGAGCAAAAAAGGAUAAAACCUUGGCUUUAAUACUUGAAAAUCAGGCUGAACAAUUUUGAUUCUCGUCGUUUUUGAAUUUUUGAUAGAUUUUGAAGUGCAACAUUCAAUUCUUUUAGAAAAUAGCUAUGUUUGUAUAUGCCGUUCCCUUAAGAUAUGUUUAACAAAAAACAAGAUCAAAUCCAAACAUCACCAGUAAAGGACAGUGUUAAUGUUGAACAUUCAUACAAUCCUAUAGCCAUCGAGCACCAACAGCAUCAGUUUUUUUGCUUACAAGAAAUGAGUCUUGCACAUGACAACACAUCCUGGAUAAUGACGUAUCAAGCGCAUAGCCGCUGGUCUAACACUGCAGUAGCUCGUAGUCGGCACAGGAACUAGCAGUUUGAACCAAAUUCAAAAUACCGUUGGAGCUAAUUAUCUUCUACUGAAAAGACAGAUGAGUGUUGGUGUUAAAUGAAUAAUUGGAGAAGUAAAGUUUUCAAAGCAAGGACUCAAGGCAGUUCCACGGACAGGACAGACAAACUUCUGUGCAGUGAUAUUCUUAGGAAUGGUGUGAAUUUAUCUUUUCUGUGGAACUGCAAGAACCAACAGAAAGAAAGAAAUGGGAAAAAUAAAUCCUGGUUGUAAAUCAAGGGUCUUGAAAAAGCUGAGCAGGAGCUGAGUAACUCGAGGACAAACAAUGAGAACAAAUCAAAAAGAGAAGAAAAAAAGAAGAAUGAUAAAGUAAUGAGCAAGGAAGUAUUCUGUAAAGUACAUUGCAAGCAUCGGGGGGAAUGACUGUUUGGGUUUAGACGUCGACAACGAAAACUAAAGAAGGUAGAAAGACAAAGACCAUAAUGUAAGAAACGUCACUCGUAUACGUGCAGCACUUUAUUUAUUAAAAUGCAUAGUGCGUAUCCCUUCUAUUGCAGAGCCCCUUACUGAUUUGAAAUCAAAGUACUGACGGUCAGUCUUGUAUUAGUCCGAGGAUCAUAUGCUACUAACGAAUCAUGAUCUUUCUCGUGAAUUCUAUAAUAUUUGAUAUUUAGUCUAAUGGCGCGCGCGGCUGCAGAUCCAAACCAUCACGUGAUAUCAGACUGAACACUUAUCUCUUCACUUGACAAAUCUCUCGCGCUUCAAAUUUACGAUAGAUUAUCUCAGUUUUAAUCCAUUCCCACCAGGCUUCUAAGAUUAUUACUGCGGAGAUUAAAUAAUUAAACCUGUUUGAAGUUAGCCGGCGCGCGGGUGAUUAAGAAGAUUAGUUUGGCUUGGUCCAGCAACUGGGGAUAAAUGACGUUAAUCUGCAGUGCUUGUGUGUUUCUAGGCUCAGAUAUGACAUUCUAUUAAUUACGAGUUACUAAUUGAUUUAAGAAAUAUAGGAUAUUCCUGAUGAUCCAUAAGACAAUUUCAAUGUCAUUUUUUACCAUAAAAUAUAGAAGUGUAAUAAUGCGGAUACAAUAGCUAUACAAUUCUGCUAUAAUUCAGACUGUUUCUCAAGGUGCCCGCUCACCUUAUUCAAAACCAAGAAUCUGAACAGACCACGGAAAGCCAUGAACGACUCAAUCCAGAAUGGGACUUCCGGAAUUAGGUCCAAAACAAUAUUAGAAGAUUUUACAAUAAAAAUAGAAAAGUAAUUGUUUCCUCUGUAAAAAAGGAACAAAAUACACUCAUAGAAUUGGCAUAUUUGGAACACUGGAUGUGAUUAAGGUGCGUGCGUCUCGACCUUGAGAAAAAGUUUGUAGAAUAGACGUAAUCAUAAUGUUGGAUGGCACAAAACAUUGGUAUAAAAAAAAUUAUUGGAUGUCCAAAAGGCAAAGGGUCGAGAGUUUAAAUUGUCUCCCAAAUGGAAUUUUUCGCGAAGAGGUAUUUAGACUCAGGCCGCCUUAAAUUGUAAAUAGGACAGAAAGAAUUGGCAGGCACUUUCUUGUUGUAUGAGGAUAUGGGAAACUCCUCUUUCAUUAGACGGUAGUUAAAUAAUUACCAUACAUAACAAAGAUUAUAGCAAUAUAAAUAGAGAAAAUACUGAGAAACCAAGUGAAGUAAAAGCUUUUGUCAGUGAACCUUCCCAGCGGCAGCAUGUCGAACCAGGGAAUCAAAGUUUGAUCUUUCGCAAGGAAAUUGCUUUUUUUUAAUGUUGUUAAUGCUGAAUGUAAGCAAACAUUACGCGCGAAGAAGAGUAAUGCAAUAAAGAACUGAUGUAAAAAAAUGAUGUAAAAAAA